GGGUGGACUUCAAGAUGAAGACCAUAGAAGUGGAUGGUAUCAAGGUGCGAAUACAGAUCUGGGACACGGCGGGCCAGGAGCGGUACCAGACCAUAACGAAGCAGUACUACCGACGAGCCCAGGGGAUAUUCUUGGUCUACGACAUCAGCAGCGAGCGCUCCUACCAGCACAUAAUGAAAUGGGCCAGCGACGUGGAUGAGUAUGCGCCGGAUGGGGUCCAGAAGAUCCUCAUCGGGAACAAAGCGGACGAGGAGCAGAAGAGACAAGUGGGCAGGGAACAAGGCCUGCAGCUGGCUAAGGAGUACGGCAUGGACUUCUACGAAACAAGUGCCUGCACCAACGUCAACAUUAAGGAGUCCUUCACCCGGCUGACGGAGCUCGUGCUGCAGGCUCACAGGAAGGAGCUGGACGGGCUGCGCGCCUACGCGGCCGGUGAACUGAACUUGGCCGAGCUGGAGGAGGAGGAGGGCAAACCCGAGGGGGCGGAGAACUCUCCCAAAGCCUGCUGGUGCUGAAGGGCGUCUCUGCUGCCCGGGCCCCCCUGCCCCACCACCGGCAGGGGCAUCCCCAGCUCUGGCUGGCCUGCUCUGCUCUGGCCUCUGCCCGCUCCCUGCGCUGCUGGAGUCCUCCGGCUCCCCAGUGUGUCUCCUCCGCUGUCCCCUGGGUCUGCCGUGCUCUGUCGAGUCCUCCCGCCGUGCUGUGUGCGCCAGACGUCCCGGGGUCACCCUGCUGGAUUCGUGGCCCCCCACUGGAGCUGGAUCAGCCUCACGUGACCCUCCUCAGAGGCCCGCGCCGGCGCCGGGUGGAUUUUGCCUCUGGCCAGGCUCUCCAGGGAGUGCUUCCUUGUGCUCGCAUGGGCUUUGCUGGAACAGGCCUGGCCCCACAGUAACCUGGGGAGGGAGGCUGGGAACCGCCCCUCCUGCCGGUGCCCUUCUCCAGGCGGGGCGUCCCCGGCUGGG
Molecule: messenger RNA, 959 nt
Organism: Pelodiscus sinensis (Chinese soft-shelled turtle)
Lineage: Eukaryota; Metazoa; Chordata; Testudines; Trionychidae
Source: RefSeq, a predicted model, not a curated record